This is a messenger RNA of Cololabis saira (Pacific saury), 753 nucleotides long. RefSeq lists its product as uncharacterized. NCBI's taxonomy places the organism in Eukaryota, Metazoa, Chordata, Actinopteri, Beloniformes, Belonidae. The record is from RefSeq and is a predicted model, not a curated record. The coding region runs from base 1 to 678 and encodes 225 amino acids. Gene Ontology annotation, biological process: response to bacterium. The transcript is spliced from 5 exons.
AUGAACUUCACCCUGACACUGGCUGUACUCUGCACCCUCAGUUGGAUCCGUGUGUCUGUUUCUGAGUUCUUCACUGUGGAGGUUCAUCCUGGUGAAGAAGUCACGCUAAGAUGUUUCAACUUUAGUAUUGAUCCCAUUCAUAUUUUUUGGUUCAAACUGGACAACAAACUCAAAAUUAGCAAAAUCUCAUCUAUGCCAGGUUCUGAGGGAAAUUCUACUUUAUAUGAUGGAUUUAAAGAUGGCAGAUUUAAUAUGACAUCCAACAUCACAAUAAUCUUUCUAAACAUCAAAUUAGUGGAUUUCAACGAUUCUGGAUUGUAUUUCUGUGGAUUUAACCAAAACAACCACAUACUAAUCUAUAGUGCAACAUCGUUACAGGUUGACGGUAAGACUGCCAAUGACUUCUGUGUUAAUUCAGACACAUCUACAAGAGAAACAUCACUGCCGAGUUGGAUUCUGGGAGGUGUAAUCCUCGUCCUCGUAGUGAUCAUCGUCUUUCUGGUUGUCAAAAUCCACUCAUUAAAAACUGCUCCAGAUGAGGAACAGAAUCCACAUCACAGUCAAGAGUUGGAUGUUAACUAUGCAAGACUGAGCUUCCGUCCCAAAGCAAGAAAAAGCCAAAAUCUUCCACCAGAGAGAGAGACGGAGCCUAAUGUCGUGUAUGCUGCCACAAGAUGAUGAAAGCUGCUCAGAGAGAAGAUGAUGUCUGAUGGAGUUCAUAUACUUGUUUGCUUUUGGACUGAUGGAGAAAUG